Molecule: messenger RNA, 5338 nt
Organism: Dipodomys ordii (Ord's kangaroo rat)
Lineage: Eukaryota; Metazoa; Chordata; Mammalia; Rodentia; Heteromyidae
Gene: Nfrkb
Product: nuclear factor related to kappaB binding protein
Exons: 24
Coding region: 274-3864 (1196 amino acids)
Cellular component (GO): Ino80 complex
Molecular function (GO): protease binding
Source: RefSeq, a predicted model, not a curated record
CCGGGAGCCCGCGGCUGGAGAGGCGCUGCGGGUUGGGAGACCCGCGUCCAGGAUUCUGAUUUGAAAUCUGUUCAAGAGAACUUUAAGGGGAGAGACACUUCAGGGUUUGCUCAUUAUCAUUUGAGAAUUUUGGAAAUGAGACAUACCUACAUAAAGUGAUACAAACUGUCACUUUGUUGGAAAAUAUUUAUUGCAAGAUUCCAGGAUUGAAAAUUACAAUAGAGAGAUCCUGGUCCAACUCCUCUGUGGCUUACAGGGAUACGUUGGAGAAUAAUGGAUUCUUUGGAUCAUAUGCUGACGGAUCCCCUGGAACUUGGUCCUUGUGGAGAUGGCCAUGGCACCCGCAUUAUGGAAGAUUGUCUGCUGGGAGGCACCAGGGUUAGUCUACCAGAGGAUCUUCUGGAGGAUCCCGAGAUAUUCUUUGAUGUGGUCAGCCUCUCCACGUGGCAGGAAGUCCUGAGUGACUCUCAGCGUGCACACCUCCGGCAGUUUCUGCCUCGUUUUCCUGUGGACAGUGCGGAGCAGCAAAAUGGGCUCAUCCUCGCCCUGUUCAGUGGGGAGAACUUCCGCUUUGGAAACCCUCUGCACAUCGCCCAGAAGCUUUUCCGAGAUGGACACUUUAACCCUGAGGUAGUCAAGUAUCGGCAGCUAUGCUUCAAGUCACAGUACAAGCGAUACCUCAGCUCUCAACAGCAGUAUUUCCAUCGGCUGCUAAAGCAGAUUCUUGCUUCCCGGAGUGAUCUGCUGGAGAUGGCCCGUAGGAGUGGCCCGGCCCUUCCCUUCAGACAGAAGCGCCCCUCACCCUCCCGCAGCCCAGAGGAGCGGGAGUGGCGGACCCAGCAACGCUACCUGAAGGUCUUAAGGGAAGUGAAGGAGGAGUGUGGUGACACAGCUCUGUCUUCUGAUGAAGAGGCCACGUUGGAUUUACAAGAAAACUUUUCUUUUGAAGAUCUCAGCUCAUGGCUUCCAAGCUCUCCUGCGUGUUCUCCUAGUCCUGCGGUGCCCCUGAGGGUGGUGCCCACGCUUUCCACUACGGAUAUGAAAACUGCAGAUAAAAUAGAACUGGGGGACAGUGACCUGAAGAUCAUGUUAAAGAAACAUCAUGAGAAGCGGAAACAUCAACCAGAUCACCCGGACCUUUUGACAGGGGACCUGACCCUCAAUGACAUCAUGACUCGAGUAAAUGCUGGCAGGAAGGGCUCUCUAGCAGCCUUAUAUGACCUGGCAGUCCUUAAAAAAAAGGUGAAGGAAAAAGAGGAAAAGAAGAAGAAGAAAAUCAAGCUAAUUAAAUCAGAGGCAGAGGAUCUGGCUGAGCCCCUGAGUAGCACUGAAGGGGUCCCACCUCUCUCUCAAGCCCCAUCUCCAUUAGCAAUAUCUUCUAUUAAGGAAGAGCCCCUAGAAGACCUCAAACCUUGCCUUGGAAUCAAUGAAAUAUCUUCUAGUUUUUUCUCUCUUCUAUUAGAGAUAUUGCUGCUGGAGAAUCAGGCUAGCCUUCCAAUGCUGGAGGAGCGAGUUUUGGACUGGCAGUCAUCUCCAGCCAGCUCUCUUAACAGCUGGUUCUCUGCAGCUCCCAACUGGGCCGAGUUGGUGUUGCCAGCCCUGCAGUAUCUCGCUGGAGAAAGUCGAGCUGUUCCUUCCAGUUUCUCUCCAUUUGUUGAAUUCAAAGAGAAAACCCAGCAGUGGAAAUUGCUCGGUCAGUCCCAAGAUAAUGAAAAGGAAUUAGCUGCACUCUUCCAGCUGUGGCUAGAGACCAAAGACCAGGUUUUUUGUAAGCAAGAAAAUGAAGACAGUUCAGAUGCCAUGACACCUGUCCCUCGAGUGAACACGGUAGUGAGUGGUGCACUUGAUCGGCUACAUUAUGAAAAAGACCCCUGUGUGAAAUACGACAUUGGACGAAAGCUGUGGAUCUACUUGCAUCGUGACCGCAGUGAGGAGGAGUUUGAGCGUAUUCAUCAAGCUCAAGCAGCUGCGGCUAAAGCCAGAAAAGCCCUUCAGCAGAAACCUAAACCCCCAUCUAAAGUGAAGUGCAACAAUAAGGAGAGCUCCACGAAGGCCCUCAGCACUGGCCCGUCAGAGCAGAGCCAGAUGAGCCUCAGUGACUCCAGCAUGCCCCCCACCCCCGUCACGCCUGUCACCCCCACCACACCAGCAUUGCCUACCACCCCCAUCUCCCCUCCACCUGUGUCAUCGGUGAGCAAAAGUGGCCCUGCCACUGUCUCAGAACCAGCUAAGUCUAGCUCAGGUGUUCUUCUGGUAUCCUCACCAACAAUGCCACAGCUAGGAACAGUGCUCUCUCCCACUUCCAGCCAGACUCCACCCAGUUCUCAGGCCACUGCAAGAGUUGUGAGCCACUCGGGCUCAGGCACUCUUCCCCAGGUACGGGUAGUGGCCCAGCCUGGCCUUCCUGCUGUUCCCCAGCAGUCAGCAGGGCCAGCACAGACAUUGCCACAGAUGCCAGCAGGACCACAGAUGCGGGUGCCAGCCACUGCCACACAGACCAAAGUAGUGCCCCAGGCUGUCAUGGCCACUGUUCCAGUCAAAGGACAGACUGCAGUGGCCACUGUGCAGCGGUCGGGACCUGGACAGGUGGGACUCACCGUGACAAGUCUCCCUGCCACAGCCAGCCCUAUGAGCAAACCAGCCACAAGUUCACCUGGGAGUUCAGCUCCUAGUGCUUCCACUACUGCUGUCAUUCAGAACGUCGCAGGACAGAACAUCAUCAAGCAGGUGGCAAUCACAGGACAACUUGGGGUGAAGCCCCAGACAGGAAGCAGCAUUCCAAUCACCGCCACAAACUUCCAUAUCCAGGGAAAGGAUGUACUGCGUCUGCCACCAUCUUCCAUCACUACAGAUGCCAAGGGUCAGACAGUACUGCGAAUCACCCCAGACAUGAUGGCCACACUAGCUAAGUCCCAGGUCACCACGGUGAAAUUGACACAGGACCUCUUCGGGGCUGGAAGUGGCACAACAGGCAAAGGCAUCUCUGCUACCUUACAUGUCACUUCCAAUCCCAUUCACACAGCGGAUAGCCCUGCCAAGACCAGUUCAGGCAGUGCCCCUUCCUCCACUCCAGCAGGUACCACCGUGGUCAAAGUGACUCCUGAGCUCAAGCCAACAGAAGCCUCAAGUUCAGCUUUUCGCUUGAUGCCAGCCCUGGGUGUGAGUGUGGCAGAGCAGAAGGGUAAAAACACAGUGGCCUCUUCAGAAGCAAAACCAGCUGCCACAAUCCGCAUCGUGCAGGGCCUGGGAGUGAUGCCCCCCAAAGCAGGCCAGACCAUCACUGUUGCAACCCAUGCCAAGCAAGGGGCCUCAGUGGCCAGCGGGGCUGGACCUGUCCAUUCUUCAACAGUGUCCUUGCCCAGUUUGAAUGCCACCAUGUCCAAGACUGUGGCUGUGGCUUCUGGGGCCACAAGCACUCCCAUCAGCAUCGGGACUGGAGCCCCCGCUGUGCGGCAGGUCCCUGUCAGCACCACAGUUGUGUCCACGUCACAGACUGGCAAGCUGCCUACUCGGAUCACAGUUCCACUCUCUGUGAUUAGCCAGCCAAUGAAGGGCAAGAGUGUGGUCACAGCCCCUAUCAUCAAAGGCAACAUUGGAGCCAACCUCAGUGGACUGGGCCGCAAUAUCAUCCUCACAACCAUGCCAGCAGGCACUAAGCUCAUUGCUGGCAACAAGCCUGUUAGUUUCCUCACUGCCCAGCAGUUGCAGCAGCUUCAGCAGCAAGGUCAGGCUACUCAGGUACGCAUCCAAACAGUUCCUGCAUCCCAUCUCCAGCAAGGUACAGCAUCUGGAUCCUCCAAAGCCGUAUCUACUGUUGUUGUGACCACAGCUCCAUCCCCUAAACAGGCACCUGAACAACAGUGACUGAAGAAGUGGCAUCCACGAGAAUCCAGGCCUGAUGUGUCCUAGUGGAAAGGACAGGAGCAAGGAGGUUGCAUAGUUCCUCUGAGCUUGUCUGCUUGUGGCCUUGGUUCCAUUGCCAAACUCGAGCCCUGGGGGUCCCCUCCAGAGCUUCUGGGUCUGCUCUCUAUCAGUCCAGGAAGAGGGCUUGUUAAAGACUGGAAAGUCACUUAGGUCAUACAAGCCAGGGUUUUCUCCUGAGAGUGGGAUGCCCAGGGAAGACCUACCCAAUGAGAGAGAGCAGGCAGUCUUAUAAGCCUUGUUGUAUGUGAGGGCUGUACUUUUUAGCUUCUUGUCUUCUCUGUGACUCUUGGUCUACAUAUGAGUUUUGUGUCCAGAAAUUUUUGUGUAACUUAUUUUUUUAAAGAACCUAUUGUACAUCUUUUAUGAAAUAGAAACCUGGGCUUUAGCCCCCUAAACUGAUGAAUUACUCUUUUGACCAGAAUAAGAGACUGGCAAGUUGAUGCCUCUUGAUAACUACAUGGUAAUUGGGAAGCAGGCAAACAUAGGAAGUGAGGUAAUAUGGAUUCCCUGAAGUGGAAUUAGUUUGACACUAAUUCCUAAAAGUAGGUGUUGGGAUCUAGAUUGUCUGUUACCUGCCAGUGUCCUUCCAUCAGGCUUGUUUACAUGGAAGUCCAGCACCAGUAGACGAGGAAGUAUCAAAGACACUACUUUUUCAGCAUAGACUUUGUCACAUUUCAGAUUGUCCAUUCUGUUUUGUUCUAGAGCAGGAGUUGCAAACCAGGCCCUUAGAGUAGGUCACUUACUUUUGUCAAUAAAGUUGUAAUGGAACACAAUCCACAACCACUUGUUUAUGUAGUGUCUGUGGCUGAUUUUCAGUUAGAAGUCAGGAUUUAGUAGAUGACAUAGAGGCUGUAUGGCCCAUAAACCCAGACUUGAUAGCCCUUGAAGAAACAUCUUGUUUUUCUAGCUCCAGUGGAAAGAUGAGGGGUAGAGGUGGGGGUUGUGCAGGGUCAGAACUACCUGGCAAUGCCAAGUUUAGAGCAGGUCAGUCUGGAUUUGAAGUCAUCCCUGACUACGUCACUCUUUUCAGCCACUAUCGAUAGGCAGAGCUCAGAAUAGUCUUUUCAAAAGUCAUAGUACUUAAAGCACUGAUCAUUACCAGUACCUUAUUUGUGGAUUUAUUCCACUAGAUUUUGACCAAGUGUGGGGUGAAAAAAAUUCCCAUGCAUGCCUUGUACAACUCAGUUAGUGCAGGCUCAGUCAGUCUUUUAUUGUCAGUGUGUUUUAACUGUGCUUCCUGAGCAUUUGUGGUGUUUCCUCAGUGCCAGUCUACUUGGAGCCAGUUACCUACAGAUACCAUUGGUCUACUGUAUAUGCCUGUUGUUGGUCAGGGGCAGGUGGGAAACUUUUCUGCAGUGGUAGGGCUUCCCUGUCUCUUGUGAAAAUGCCCAAAUUAUUAAAAAAUUAUAUUUAA